UCACCUGCUGCUGGGACCAUGGGGGCUGGGGCUAGUGCUGAGGAGAAGCACUCAAGGGAGCUGGAAAAGAAGCUCAAAGAAGAUGCUGAGAAGGAUGCUCGAACCGUGAAACUGCUGCUUCUGGGCGCGGGUGAGUCCGGGAAGAGCACCAUUGUCAAGCAGAUGAAGAUCAUCCACCAGGAUGGGUACUCGUUAGAAGAGUGCCUCGAGUUCAUCGCCAUCAUCUACGGCAACACGCUGCAGUCCAUCCUCGCCAUCGUGCGCGCCAUGACCACACUCAACAUCCAGUAUGGAGACUCUGCCCGCCAGGACGACGCCCGGAAGCUGAUGCACAUGGCGGACACCAUCGAAGAGGGCACGAUGCCUAAGGAGAUGUCGGACAUCAUCCAGCGGCUGUGGAAGGACUCGGGUAUCCAGGCCUGCUUCGAACGCGCCUCUGAGUACCAGCUCAACGACUCGGCGGGCUACUACCUCUCGGACCUGGAGCGCCUGGUCACCCCGGGCUACGUGCCCACUGAGCAGGACGUGCUGCGCUCCCGUGUCAAGACCACAGGCAUCAUCGAGACGCAGUUCUCCUUCAAGGACCUCCACUUCCGGAUGUUCGACGUGGGCGGGCAGCGCUCGGAGCGCAAGAAGUGGAUCCAUUGCUUCGAGGGUGUGACCUGCAUCAUCUUCAUCGCGGCGCUGAGCGCCUACGACAUGGUGCUGGUGGAGGACGACGAAGUGAACCGCAUGCACGAGAGCCUGCACCUGUUCAACAGCAUCUGCAACCACCGCUACUUCGCCACCACGUCCAUUGUGCUCUUCCUCAACAAGAAGGACGUUUUCUCAGAGAAGAUAAAAAAGGCGCAUCUCAGCAUCUGCUUCCCGGAUUACGACGGGCCCAACACGUACGAGGACGCGGGCAACUACAUCAAGGUGCAGUUCCUCGAGCUCAACAUGCGCCGCGACGUGAAGGAGAUCUAUUCCCAUAUGACUUGCGCUACUGACACACAGAACGUCAAGUUCGUCUUCGACGCAGUCACAGACAUCAUCAUCAAAGAAAACCUCAAAGACUGCGGCCUCUUUUGAGGUACCUGAACUCAUGUGUGUCCCUGACACCCUGUAGCCCUAGCCACCUUGUAGCCCUAGCCCACAGGAACCUAUCAGCACAACC
This is a messenger RNA of Mustela erminea (ermine), 1156 nucleotides long. It is a transcript of the gene GNAT1, whose product is annotated as G protein subunit alpha transducin 1. The transcript has 9 exons. The record is from RefSeq and is a predicted model, not a curated record. Gene Ontology annotation, cellular component: heterotrimeric G-protein complex. Gene Ontology annotation, biological process: adenylate cyclase-modulating G protein-coupled receptor signaling pathway. Gene Ontology annotation, molecular function: GTP binding; G-protein beta/gamma-subunit complex binding; G protein-coupled receptor binding. NCBI's taxonomy places the organism in Eukaryota, Metazoa, Chordata, Mammalia, Carnivora, Mustelidae. The coding region runs from base 19 to 1071 and encodes 350 amino acids.